Molecule: messenger RNA, 1997 nt
Organism: Myotis brandtii (Brandt's bat)
Lineage: Eukaryota; Metazoa; Chordata; Mammalia; Chiroptera; Vespertilionidae
Gene: RBP2
Product: retinol binding protein 2, cellular
Exons: 4
Coding region: 1397-1801 (134 amino acids)
Biological process (GO): fatty acid transport
Cellular component (GO): nucleus; cytosol
Molecular function (GO): fatty acid binding
Source: RefSeq, a predicted model, not a curated record
ACCCAAGGCUCCACUCUCUGUCCACUUCUGCUGAUAUCACUCAUUCUCCAUUUGUGGAGAAGUUGUCCUUUAUUUUCCUCUUCCCCUUUUAACAGCAGCUGGGCCACUUUUUACUGUGUGUCUUCCUGAUUCCAGUAUAUUUACUGAAAAACAAAUGUGUUAUUUGACAUCCCCCAAGCCACACACAGAGCCAUUUGCUUAGAUUUCACAGCACAAGAAUACAUACAUUAGAGCCCCAGGGUGUCCAUCAAACUUGGCCUUGCUUUAGGGUACUCAUGGUUUACCCAUCUUCAACCUACACCUCCAUUUUUUCAGAGUGCAGGGACCCCUGAUCAGACCCCAUCUCUCAGAACCAUGUGGCAGAGCAAUAAAUCAAUCUAUUUUCUGACCCACUGGGACAGUCAGUUUGAAGAACAGCCCUGAACCAAGAGUACUUACCCAAAUGUCAGUAUGCCCGCCUCCCCCCGCCCCCACCAUGUUGGUCAAGGUGAACUUCAGCUUGCUCCUGGGGUCUUGAAGCUGUCCCACUGCCCCAUCUGGCCUCCCUCCCAAACCUAAGCCAUAAACCUAAAUCUGCCUGCUUUCAGAAGAUUCAUUCUCGUAGAACAUACCUUUUUUGAUUGGCCCUGCUGUUUAGAGGCCCUUGGGGAAGAAAGCAAGUGAGAAUCGGGCUCCCAAGUCAAACUCUGACCCUUCCCACCUGACUUUCACACACACUAAAGAAAGAGCUCUGGGGCCAGGCAGACCUGGGUCUGAAUCCCAGCUCAGCCACUUACCAGUUGUUGUUAGGCAUGUGAUUUAACCUCCUUGAUCUAUUCUCAUCUGUAAAAUGGAGAUAGCUAAACAUAACUCAGAGCUCGUGUCAGAUAAAACAAGACGAAGAAAGUACAGUGGUCAGCACAGAGUACAGUGGAGCUCCACAGGUGUGAGUGCUCAUCUUCUUGGCUUCAUUAGCCAGACCGGAAGUGGAAAUGCUUAUGUGGCUGACAGACUCCAAGUUUGAGGCCUAGGGGCUGUGGCCUGUAGUGCAUGUGGGGGUGGUACUUGGUCUUGGUGUUCUUCCAGUGCUGAAUGGAGUGUUCUGUGUGGGUCCAGGGACUCUGUGGGAGCCCAGCCAGCCAAAAAUGAGCUGCCCGGGGCCAGGUGUAUGUGGCCAUCACCAGGACACCCAUGCUGGCCCAGGCCAGGACUUUGACCAUGGGUUGCCUAUAGUCCUUCUGAACUUUGAAAAGGAAAGGAAAGUUCCUCUUGGCUGUGCUUAUCACCUUUGAACCUGUUAUCUUCAGAGCCAUAAACCCAACCCAUUAGGCUAUAAAAGUGACUCAUUUCAAAACGCUCUCCCUGCAGCCUGCUCCUGGACGUGCACCACGCACCACGGUAACCAGAGGCCAUCACCAUGUCUAAGGACCAGAAUGGAACCUGGGAGAUGGAGAGCAAUGACAACUUUGAAGGCUACAUGAAGGCACUGGACAUUGAUUUCGCCACCCGCAAGAUCGCAGUCCGCCUGACUCAGACCAAGAUCAUUCAGCAGGAUGGUGAUAACUUCAAGACGAAAACCAACAGCACGUUCCGCAACUACGACCUGGAUUUCACCGUUGGAGUGGAGUUUGAGGAGCACACCAAGGGCCUGGACAACCGGAUUGUGAAGUCGCUGAUCACCUGGGAAGGCAAUGUCCUCGUGUGCGUGCAGAAGGGGGAGAAGGAGAACCGUGGCUGGAGGCAGUGGGUUGAAGGGGACAAGCUGUACCUGGAUCUGACAUGCGGUGACCAGGUGUGCCAUCAAGUGUUCAAAAAGAAGUGAUGGCCAUGAGGGGCCUGCUCCACACUCCCAAUGAAGGGUUCUUCACCGGCUUUGAGACGAAGCCGUGGGGACCCUCCCACUCCUGACAGAGCCUGUUAAGACAUCUGGAUGGGUUUUACACGGAACGAAUGUGUACCAGUGACAAACAUAUUCUCCCUCCGUUGAAACCUGGCAUUAAAUGAAAAAACAAAACUCA